Tigriopus californicus is the source of this 1392-nucleotide messenger RNA. It is a transcript of the gene Rab14, whose product is annotated as ras-related protein Rab-14. The coding region runs from base 525 to 1196 and encodes 223 amino acids. Gene Ontology annotation, cellular component: phagocytic vesicle; Golgi apparatus; recycling endosome. The transcript is spliced from 3 exons. Gene Ontology annotation, molecular function: GTP binding; GTPase activity. Gene Ontology annotation, biological process: endocytic recycling; Golgi to endosome transport; phagosome maturation. Lineage: Eukaryota; Metazoa; Arthropoda; Copepoda; Harpacticoida; Harpacticidae. The record is from RefSeq and is a predicted model, not a curated record.
GACGGACAGACUCACCGAUUGCAUAUAUACUUACAUACAUACAACUAUACAUACAGCCUGACGCAGGGUUUGAACGACGACAAAGUGUCCCUCCUCCUGGUUCUCGUCCUCGUUUUUGUGGUUCACUCACCUCCGGUCAACUGGGCUCACGGCUUGGACUUCCGAGGCGUCACCCGUGGUCACCCGUGGCUACCCGUGGCUUGUACCAACCUGACUGAGAGUACUGACUGGCUUGUCGCCAUUCCCGUAUCCCAUCCAGCAUAUCAAUCGAGCCAGACCCUCACCUAGGGGCUUUGGAUUUGUUGGCCACGGUGGCGCCUUUGGGUUUGGGGGAGUGUCAAGACUUCCGAUAACCAACCCGUGUAGGACGUCUCCCCGGUAUUCUCGUUGAUUGACAGUCUACCCGUUCCGCCCACUUUAUCUCUCUGUCCGUUUCUCCUCACCCUCGGUCGGUCACUACGACAGGCGGGCUGUCCGUUCCUGGUCUCUCUUCAUCUUCUUUUACAAUUGAUCGGGUCCUCAACAUGGCCUCCGCGUCGAGCUCUUCCUCGUCCGUGACACCCUACAACUAUUCCUACAUCUUCAAGUACAUCAUCAUUGGCGACAUGGGCGUGGGAAAGUCCUGCCUCCUCCAUCAGUUCACAGAAAAGAAAUUUAUGGCGGAUUGUCCGCACACCAUCGGGGUUGAGUUUGGCACCCGGAUCAUCGAGGUGUCGGGGCAGAAAAUCAAGCUGCAGAUCUGGGACACGGCGGGUCAAGAGCGGUUCCGGGCGGUGACACGGUCCUACUAUCGGGGGGCCGCUGGAGCACUUAUGGUGUACGAUGUGACCCGCCGAUCUACUUACAAUCAUUUAAGUAGUUGGCUGACCGAUGCCAGGAAUCUAACCAAUCCAAAUACCGUGAUAUUCCUAAUUGGAAACAAGUGUGACCUUGAAGCGCAACGUGACGUCACCUAUGAAGAGGCGAAACAAUUUGCAGAAGAGAACGGCUUGGCUUUUCUGGAGACAAGCGCCAAAACGGGCGAGAAGGUCGAGGAUGCAUUUGCCCAGGCUGCCAAACACAUCUUCCAAAGUAUUCAGGAUGGAAGCUUGGAUUUAAAUGCGGCUGAGUCUGGCGUUCAGCACAAACCGUCGGGAGGAUCAAAAAGUCAUUCUCUAACUCAUGACUCCGCUCCCAAAGAGUCUUGCAAUUGCUGAUUAUGUUGAUUCAUCACAGAAUUCGUCAGUUUAACUACUGUAAAAAUGAAUCAGAUUGGAAUUAACGGGCUUGUCAUGACGAGCAUUAUGCGUCAUUUCGUGCUUACGUCGCUCUCCGCUCGUGCAGUUCAUUGGCGAGAAUCAUAUUUGUUGACUAUUUUUUAUGUUUAAACUGGAAAUGCAUUUUAAAACAAGA